Molecule: messenger RNA, 9564 nt
Organism: Alternaria burnsii
Lineage: Eukaryota; Fungi; Ascomycota; Dothideomycetes; Pleosporales; Pleosporaceae
Exons: 23
Coding region: 1-9564 (3187 amino acids)
Biological process (GO): nucleoside metabolic process; isoprenoid biosynthetic process
Molecular function (GO): monooxygenase activity; iron ion binding; S-methyl-5-thioadenosine phosphorylase activity
Source: RefSeq, a predicted model, not a curated record
AUGGAGGACCAGAUCUUUAUCCAGUCUCGUCUUAUUGAUCCGGAUGAGGCCCGCAAGAAUGGUGCCUUCACCACCCUUCCUAUUCGCAUCCACAAGCGAAAUGACAUUGCCGAUGAGACUGCUCGUAGGGUCCUUCGUGAUUGGGGUCACCAUGUGGGCGACGGCAUGGAGAAGAAGGCACUCACAUCUUUCAGUCAUCUAGGCAAUCUGAAUGCCUUCACAUACACCGAGGCAUUGCCGGAGAGACUGGGCGUGUUGUCGUACUUACUCGACCUUGGACUGAUCCAUGAUGAUGCCACUGAAGGGAUGGGCUUAGAAGAUGCUAUAGCUGAGCACCAUGACUUCGAGCGAUCCCUGGACGUUGAAGCGACAGAGGAGGUUACUCAAGGCUCAAGAGCCGACAAGCUCAAGAAGCUUGGCGCUCAAAUUCUUCUAGAAGCAGUUCAAAUCGACCGCGAGAUGGGAAUUCACAUGUUGGAGAUGUACCAGAAAGAGUGGUUGGCCAUCGUUGAGAAGAACGACGACAAGGAAUUCGAUGACUUGGAGGCUUACUACGCUUAUCGAAAAUGUAAUUUUGGAAUGAGAGCAUUCUGGCCCAUGGUCGAAUAUGGAAUGGGCUAUCGAUUAACCCCAAAGCAACACGAACUCAUCAGGCAUGUAAUGGAGCCUAUUGAAGAAGCACUCAUGCUUACCAACGAUUACUGGAGCUGGGAUCGCGAAUACGAGGAUUGGAGAACAAAUGGCAACCGGCUUGUCAACGUGGUUGACGUCGUACGGCGAGCACGAUCGAUACCUAUCGACGCAGCUCGAGAUAUCGUGAAGCAGAUGAUUAUUGAGACCGAGCAAACUUACGUCAAGAGGAAGACCGAAUUCUACCGAGAACAUCCCAAUGUCUCGAUAGAGGUGAGGCGUUGGAUCGAAGCCGCCGGAUGUGUUGUGUCUGGAAGUCAUUACUGGGCAACAAGCGCACCUCGUCACCACGUCCGGUUCCGCGAAUCGUUUGCACAGGAGAAAUCUCCUUUGAACACUACCAGCGACGGCUCUUCCCCAGGAACUUCCAGCGAGACAAGUGCUUUAAGUGAUACCUGCUCUAGUAACACCUCAUUUGCUACGCUCGUAUGCGAUAGCCCUGAAGCCAGGGAUGUACAGGUAGCGACGAACAUGGAGAAUGGCAAACGAGGGCAGAAGAGGAACAUCGAGGAUGAGUCUCGUCAAGACGGCCCAAGCAAGAAGGUCCAUACAGAACUCGGUUGGGAGAUGCCGAAUGACAUGGCGGUUCAAUCCCCAUGCCAUUAUAUCAAAUCCUUACCUUCGAAAGGGGUCAGAUCGAUGCUCAUCGACGCUUUGAACGUAUGGAUACAAGCUCCAAAGAAGUCUGUCAAGGCUGUAGAGGAGCUGAUCCGCUUACUGCACAACGCGUCGCUAAUCCUCGACGACAUCGAAGAUGAUUCACCUCUUCGUAGGGGUAGAGCAGCCACACACCUGGUUUUUGGGCAUUCCCAAGCAAUCAACAGUGCAAACUUCAUGUUUGUCCAGGCCGUUCAGCACGCACGCAAGCUUUCUAACCCGACGGCGGUGGACAUCGUACUGUACGAGCUGGAGCGAUUGCAUCUUGGACAAAGUUGGGAUUUGUUCUGGAAGCACAAUCUGCUCAGUCCGAAAGAGGAGGAAUACAUGAGAAUGGUGGAUAGCAAGACUGGUGGUUUAUUCCGUAUGCUGUUGCAGCUUAUCGUCGGUGAAAGCGCACAGGAGCCCAAAUGCGAUGUGGAAAGGCUGAUCCGGCUGAUGGCGCUGCUGGGCCGGUUUUUCCAAGUGCGUGACGAUUACGUUAAUCUGAAGUCAGACACAUACGGCAAGCAAAAAGGGUUCUGUGAAGACUUGGAUGAGGGCAAGUUCUCGUAUCCAAUUGUACAUUUCCUGCAACAUGCACCGGAAAUGCUACGAGCCCACGUCAUCAGCAUAUUCCGGCAGCGACCGAGUGGUGGUACAGGACGAGAGACGACGCCAAUGGCGAGGGAGGUCAAGCAACAUGUGUUGGGUCUCCUCGAGUCUGAGGGAACGUUCGAGGCUGUGCUGAAAUUGCUCCGUCAGAUGGAAGCUGAGAUCAUCGCCGAAAUUGGGCAAUUGGAAGAAAUCACUGGCGAAAGCAAUCCUAUGCUGCGGCUUGUGAUUGAGGGCAUCAGCGUGCGAGGGCUGGCCCUUGAUAACAAUCAGAAUACUACAUGUCGCGACCUGUGCGAACGGAUGAUCACUACACUUCCAAGGGAAUUGAGGGAUAUUAUCUACGAGUACAUCUUGUGCGAUUCGUUAUACAAGGAUGUUGCUGCAACGACGAACGAGCCAGCGUCUUCUCAAGCGGGCCUCGAUCACUGGCAUGUAGAGAAGGUUGGCGACACGGCUUCGAAAGAGCUGCUUGAAGUUUGGUAUCGCUCGGCCCGGUUCCACAUGGGCGAGCACCUCGGAUAUAUCGAACGCUUUUUAUCUUCGAAUGUAGCUCGUCUAGGCAUACCCCGCCGCCACUUCAUCACGAAGAUUAGUAUUACCUUCAAGCAGGGGGAUGUAGUUUCUUGUAAAAACCCACUGGGGGAACAAUUUUCAGACAUUUCCACGUCUCGCCCACGUCUAUUGGAACGACUAGAACACCUUUUCCUGUUGAAGCGCGGCGCCUCGAUUCAUCUCUAUGUGAUCAUAGGCCGUAUGGCCUAUUGCCAUGCGAGGCUCUUAGAGCUAUCCACGCGUCAUGAGAGGAAAAUCUUGCGCAAGGUCACCACCGCGAUGUCCAAUGUUCUUUCGCGUCUGUGUGCUGAGGGCUACUGCCUUGCUACGGGUAUCCAUUUUCCCUCCGGACGGCCGGACAAAUACCCACUAUAUGACUUAUGCUCAAGAGAUCCACUCCUUCAUGAGGAUGACUACUUUGCCAACGAAGACGGUUCCAUUUUAAUAUGGCGGACCCUCACAUCACCUUUACCUUUCCAUUGUUGUCGUAUCAUCCGUUGCGCUCUUUGCACCGAUAACGAGAUGUCUCAAGAUACUACCGCCAAAGAGGUCCUGAAGCUAUACCAACAAGCUGUCGCUGCACGACGACGUAUUCAUACGCGCUUUCCCGAUCAGGACCCGGAAGCCAUCACUCGACUCACAAAAAGACUGAAAAUCUUCGAUUUGUACGGACAAGCGUCGUGUCGAUACAUAUGUCAAGAAGUCCUUCGCUCUCUACCGCCCGAGUUGUGUGAUGUGAUCAUCGAGAAUGUCAUCGACCACAAUGACGCAAUCGUGAAAGUGAACCGAAUUUGCGAGCCAGUAUACGCAAGUACGAGAGGUCAAUCGCUAGAACAUCACUGGAAAGUCGAAUACGUUGGAAGACUUAUGCUGGCGAGGAUGAUGACUGUCUGGUACAGAAAUAGUAACUUUGUGAUGCAUGGGACGCAAUAUUGGAGGGAAGACUGGAGAGAUUAUUCUUUGCGUGUUUUCCUCAACGAGGAAGCACCUUGUCUAUACAUUCCACGCUAUAGAUUGAUCACGAAAAUCUCAAUUACGAUACAUGCAAGUAGCUUCACCGUGGAUCGAGAGCAGGGGAACCGAAACUGGAAUGGUGCAAACUCAGCGGAUUUGCGAGCAACAUGGGGACAGGUGGUUCAGGGCUUUGAAGCAUUGUUUCGGUUAAGGAGCGGUGCGUCGAUACAGAUUGUCAUCCACGAGUCAGAACGCAUUGGUCUGGGAGACCUUCUGCUAGAUGACAUUCUCGCAAUAUGCACCGCUCCGAUUCUGGAAUCUAUGAGUCGCUUGAAAAGAGCUGGGUACAUUCUCAACACCACCUUGCUUAUUGGCCAACGGAGUUUUGGGUAUUCUUUGUGCGAGCCCAACUCGCUUGACGAAGACGCUACAUACGUUCCUGCAGGUGGAACAGGGUUGAUUUGGAGGCGAGUAGUCGCUCCAGACGCAGUUCAUCCCUUACUAACGUCAAUAGGGCUUAGUACAAACGCGACUUGGUAUGCGCUUACGGAAGAUGCACUGUCGAAUCACUCAAAGGCGAGGGAACAGUGGAUGACGAAUGCUCAGGAGCUAUUGUAUGGAGGCUUGAAAAAGAUAAAGGGCGCUAUCGUAGUUACUUCCCCAAUUGGGCCGACGAUUUUCUUGCCAAAUUCGUUUGCAGGUGAGAUUCGCAACAUGAAAGAACUCAGCUUUAGUCGAUCUAUUGUAAAGAACGCUUUGGCUCGCGAACCAGGAUUGAACCCAAUUCUGGCGAUUGACUAUCAUGGAGUCAUGCAAGAAGUUGCCCGACUCGAUCUUACUCGCUCUUUAGAUUCCGUCACUGAAGUCAUGAAUACCGAAGUCGGAGCCGCCCUCCUAGACAUGCUAGGAGACAUUUCCGAUUGGAAGACUGUGGAUCUGAAGCCUCUUAUUCACCGCCUUGUUGCUCGCAUCUCCAGUCGUGUCUUCCUCGGUCCUGAACUCUCCAACAACGAAGAAUGGUUGGACAUUGCCUUAUCAUACGUCACCCAAGCAAGCAUGGUGACGCGCAAGCUCCGUGGCUUGCAUCCACUAUUGCGACCUCUGGCGCGGUGGUGGUUUCCCGAACUAGGCAUCUGUAGAGAGCAAGUUGACAAAGCGCGGAAAAUCAUCACUCCACUCGUGCAGGAUCGUCUGCAGAGAAAGGCCAACGGGCAAAUCACCGAGAAGACUGCUGACAUGUUAAGUUGGCUGGAUGAUAAGGCAAAGGCGAAAGGUGUGAAAAUUGACUUCGCAGAGUUUCAACUCCUGCUCGUGGUGGCGGCAGUACACACGACCACGGAGACAAUUGCAAUGUUCAUGGCUGAUCUGAUUGAGAACAAAGAGGCGAUCUCGCAGCUUAGGGAGGAAAUCAUUUCGACGUUCUCGACUUCUGGCUGGAAAAAGACAUCGUUGGCUGCAAUGACGUUGCUUGACAGUGCGAUCAAGGAAUCACAGCGAUUAAAUCCCAUCACGGACCUCUCAAUGCAACGCAUCGCUUUGACCGAUGUCACUCUUUCUGACGGCACAAUCAUCCCUAAAGGUUACAGACUGGCUGUUGAACACCGCCUUCGAGACCCAACUCUGUGGUCCAAUGUCGAUGAAUUCCAAUCGGACCGUUUCCUCAAGUUGCGCGAUACUGAUCGAAGCAAGUGGAAUUUCGUCACUGGUUCGCCCGAACACCUCGGAUUUGGCUACGGGAAACAUUCAUGCCCGGGACGGUUCUUUGCUAGUAACGAGAUCAAAGUCAUCGUCAUACACAUGCUUCUCAAGUAUGAUUGGGAAUUUACUGAUCAAGGAAGAUUGCCAAACGGGUUGUCUGGAACAGACCGCUACAUGGAUCCGAGGCAAAAAGUCAUGCUAAAGAGUAGGAAAAAGGAAAUCAACCUAGCAUCUGCUAAUCUGCCUAGCAGUGCUGCUCUACGCCUUGUUGGUCACCUCAGGGUCCAGCCCCUAGGGCGACACUUCUUUGUCGUAAAAUCACCUUCCAGCUACGGUAGUCUGCAGCAGCGCCUGGAUCGGUACCAAAGAAAGAAGCUGAUACGAACACAAGUGCUAAUAGAGAAUGAGUAUCGCAUGCGUAAAGAACUUGAGGAGAUUGAAACCAAGAGGAGGUUGCUAGAGACAAAGCUUGACAACAAUUUAAAGCAACGGCAGCAGAUCGACCCGGAGGCUGAAGAACUCAUACAAGAAUUGAUUACAAUGGGACGAAGUCGAUCCUAUCCUAUAUUCGAAGCAAUGCAGCAGUAUCUGCCACGCGAACUUCGCGACAUGAUCUACAAACAUGUCAUCGGCCCCGCCGAGUGGCAUAACAAUAACCACACUGUUCCUAUACUGGAGUCAGAUAAUCCCGCCCGACCAUACGUGGUUUUGACUGGUUCUAUGCAAGAUCUCUGGGGCAUUCUUCGACGUGACGGUUAUAUCACCCACCAGACGCGACGGGAACUGCUAGAGCGCUGGUACAAGGCGUGCACGUUCGACUUCGCAACAGAUUUAGAGAUCGAUGUCCCUCGUGAUGUCCUGGUGGAUGAAGCAAGGUUUAAUGAGGCUUUUGGCCGAACUCUGCGAGAUCUUGCUCUGCUGAAACGACCAGCACGCCUACGACUAAACCUUGACACUUCCUUCAAAAUUAGCACACCUCCAAAGGCAUACGAACCUUCCAGGUUUAAAUAUCUUGGCGAGCCGGACCCGAUUGCACGAGGCGAGGUAUUCAAAAAGCUUUCACAACUGCUCCCAAGCUUGACAGGUUGGAAAAUUGAGUUGGUAGUUGAGGUGUGGACCUUGCCCCAAAAGCACGACAUGGACAACAUCAUUGGCCAUGGCAAGCUUGGCGACGACCUGUGCAGUGGUUUUGAAGUGCAAAUGAUCCUACCUGGGUUGGCAGAGUUCUCGCACUCUCAAUGGGAAUGUUUGUUCCAUAAGCUUUGUUAUGAGCUCGACCAGUAUUAUGACAAUACACUGAUCGAGUUUUACGAUGGAGACAGCGACUACCCAUUAAGUGGUGGCUCAACUAGCUCGGAGUAUGGAACCGAAGAUGACAGCGAUGAAGACUACUGGGAACAAUCAGAGCUUACCAAGGAUGAAAUGUUUGAACUGAGAAUCAAUCCUCCUUCCAUCCACCUCCUCCAUCCCCAACAACCUACAUCGCCUACCGCUAUGGCAACCACACCAGCUGCGCUAAGCGCGGGCAAGAGUCUACGUGCCGACUGCUUCGAGGCGCUGAAGGAAGAACUGAAGACAAAAUCCGAGCUGCAGGGUCUGCGUAGCAAGAUUGAACACUUGCAAGACCACGAGAAAUCCCUCAAAGACAAGAUCCAUGCCGACGUGUUGGCAACAGCCGAUGCGCUCCUUGCCUUUGCCAAAUAUGAUUGUCUCGAGCUUUGCAACAAAGUUUACAAGACUUUCCCUCGAGAAGUUCGAGACAUCAUCUAUGGAUAUAUUAUCGGCUGUGAAGAUGUCGACAUAUUUUCUGAGAAUCAUCGCACACGGCACAGUUGUGGUUACUUUUCAUCGAAUUCGGAAACUCAGCAUCGCCUCUGUUCGUCAGGAAAUCGCACCGACCACUGGUGGAACAAUGAUUUCGUAGGUGCAAAGAUGGCCCGCGAGAUUGGUGAGCAUUACUAUCGGGAAUCUCACUUCCGUUUUCAAGUGGAAUUCUCCCAGCUCGUCAGAUUUCGCGCGACGGACCAGUUCAAUCACGGCUUCCUACCGGUGCACUUCGUCUCAAAGGUGGAGAUCGUUGUAAACUGUUGCAAGUACAAGUUCCGGCCCAUUAGUUCCGCCAAGGACGAUGCUUUUGUCGACGAAUAUCGAGACCAGCUACGCUCAAAGUGCCAAUGUUGUUGCUGGGACUGUUCGGAACCCCAACAAGAUCCUCUCGUGGAGUUGGAGUACCUGUUUGGUUUUAGACCAGGCACUGGCAUUACCAUCAGGCUGAUGCAAUCCCCCCACCACAUUCAGACUAGCCGUCUUGAAGACCAGAAAUGGAUGUGUCACCGUGUAGUACCUGUUAUCUUUCCGGUACUUCAGCGACUCAAAGACACCAACUGUCGCGCUCGUCUAAUUCUCGGUGCGGAGACUGAUGGCGGACCUGACGAAGACGGGUACAUGCCCUUCGCUUCGAAGUGGAACCCGAUAUCUAUCGAGGCUAUCACAGCUGACUUCUGGGAGAUGGUGAGUCAAAUGGAAUCAGAAAAGCAGGUGAACAGUCUCUACGAAGAAUGUUGCAACUCCGUACCGGGCUUAAACUCGAAGAACUCUACCAGACAGAAGUCAAGCGACUCGAAUGACGAAGCGAAAGCACUUUCCGAAGAAAGCAUCCGUAAAGCCCGUCUCGCAGCACUACAGCAAGAACUUGCACUUCUGGAAAAGGAUCUUGCCAGCACCACACCAACGACACAGGAUGCUGUCGAAGAGCUUGCAAAGACGGAAUGCCAGCAACUUACCAACGCCAUCUUGACUAAAUUGCCGCGUGAGAUCCGCGACAUGAUCUAUUUUCACCUCAGUACGCGCGAUCGCGAGCUCAUCGAGCGCGAGCAUUUUCGGACAACCUUGGACCCGCUUACGAGAUUAUACUCGUACGAUUUCGAGAGGUGGAAAGCGCAGCAUUUUCCCGCGCACUACUGGAACCCUGAAUAUGUUUCCAAGCGCUUCUAUUGCGAGCUCUUGGAAAACUAUUACCGUACUAGUACGUUCUUGUUUGGUGAUGAUCCGGGGGUAAUGAAGCGUUUCCUCAAUACAGAUGAGAUGAGACUCGGGGUACCUCCCAAAGCACUGGUUUCUAGCGUCGAGAUCGGGCUGAAUGCUGUGUCACAUGAUAGAGGCUCCUUCCGCGCUUACAUGUUCGGCAUACCAAAAUCACCAGAGCGAAUGCGGGAGGCUCUCGAUGGCAUCUUCGAACUCAGGCCUGGAGCUAAAAUUGUGAUUCGAUUCGUGACCGAGGCGAAAACUAAGGAAGAGAGGGAUGAGCAUUGCAAAGGAGCGAUGACAAUGCUGUUCGACGAAGCGCAGGUGGAGAAGAUGAAGAUGUACAAGGUCAGGUUGGUAGUUGACGAGGGGAAGGUCUGGGAUCUGGCGGAGGCAAUGAAGGAUGAGUGGAUGGCGAUUCACGGACGCGUCUCAAUUCCAUACCGCAAGAUGGCCGGCAUUCCCAACACUUAUGAUGCGCCCGUCCACAUCGCCGUUAUAGGCGGCACUGGCAUCUCUUCCCUUCCAGGCUUCACUCUCGCCGCGACUCUCGAUGUCGAUACCCCAUGGGGAAAGCCCUCGUCGCCUGUUUCCAUCCUCCAACACCCUUCGCCCUCCACCGGCAAGCCUAUCCCAGUCGCGUUCAUCUCGCGACACGGUCUCCACCAUGAACUUGCACCACACGAGGUGAAGAACCAAGCCAACAUCGCCGCGCUGCGACACCUGGGCGUGCGCACCAUUAUUGCCUUCUCCGCCGUCGGAUCGCUACAAGAAGAAGUACGACCGCGCGACUUCGUCAUCCCCGACCAGAUCAUCGACCGCACAAAGGGCAUCCGGCCAUUUACCUUCUUCGAGGGCGGCAUGGUCGGCCACGUUGGCUUUGGCGACCCCUUCGAUAAGAAGCUGUCCAAGAUCGUCAGCCAGUGCGGACACGCGCUAGAGGGAGACGGCGUCACUCUACACGAUAAGGGAACGCUCAUCUGCAUGGAGGGACCGCAGUUCAGCACACGCGCAGAGUCAAACCUCUACCGUGCAUGGGGUGGCAGCGUCAUCAACAUGUCUGCUCUGCCCGAGGCCAAGCUUGCGCGAGAGGCUGAAAUUGGGUACCAGAUGAUUUGCAUGGCUACCGACUACGACUGCUGGAGGGGUGACGGCUCUGAGGAUGUCAACGUUGAGAUGGUCAUGGCACACAUGAAGGCAAAUGCUGAGAACGCCAGGCGAUUCGUCGGCGCGGUGCUCAACGAGCUCAGCAAGGAGGAGCAUGAGGAGCAGGUCCUCGCUAAGCACCUCGAUGGCCAGAUGAGGUUCGCAGGUGCCAUGACAAAGAAGGAAGGACGCGGGCAAGAAGCGGAGAAGAAGCUGCAAUGGCUCUUCCCUGGCUACUUCGACUGA